Messenger RNA from Rhipicephalus sanguineus (brown dog tick), 1054 nucleotides. It is a transcript of the gene Rad1, whose product is annotated as cell cycle checkpoint protein RAD1-like. The record is from RefSeq and is a predicted model, not a curated record. Gene Ontology annotation, cellular component: nucleus; checkpoint clamp complex. Gene Ontology annotation, molecular function: 3'-5' exonuclease activity. The transcript has 7 exons. Gene Ontology annotation, biological process: DNA damage checkpoint signaling; DNA repair. The coding region runs from base 129 to 959 and encodes 276 amino acids. NCBI's taxonomy places the organism in Eukaryota, Metazoa, Arthropoda, Arachnida, Ixodida, Ixodidae.
UUGACUGAGUGGCGGCAAAUUGUUGCGAUGUUGCUGUUCGUAGUGUGUGAAACUUUCAUUUAAAGUUUGUAUGCGAUCCGCAUAACUCAUAGUUUCUACGAGACGGUCUCCGGCGCAAUUUUUUCAACAUGAGCCAGGAUCAGACCAGUCUGGCUGAGGUUGAGUACGCGUUUAUCGCCAAGCUCGACAACGCCAAAGACCUUUCUCAACUUCUCAGAGCGAUCAGCAUUAAAGAAGUAGCCACGGUGGAGAUCAACGACAUGGGAAUCCGAGUGAUCGCCCAAGAGGGCAAAUGCGUUCAGGCUAUCGCUUUCGUCCAACGAGAACUUUUUGAGAAUUACGCCCUGAAGGAACCGACGCUGUCUUUCGAUAUCAGUUUGUCUAUAUGGCUGGAAUGCCUCACAAUGUUUGGUGCCAUGGGUGGACCUGUCUCAACGCGACUGUGCUAUGGAGGUCAAGGAAAUCCUCUGGUUAUGUUCCUCGAGGAAAGUGGUGUUGUGACUGACUGCAAGAUACGGACGCUCGAAUCCGAAGGCGUCGUCAAUUUCGACCUGUCGAGAGACAAUGUGAUUAACGUCGUCAUCCUGAAGUCCGAAAGCAUCAAGGAGGUCUGGUCAGAACUUGACAUUUCCAGCGAGGACAUGGAAGUUUUCAUAUCUCCAAAUGACCCUUACUUCAGGCUUAGCACAUUUGGAGCUGCAGGAACUGUUGAAGUGGCUUACUCUAAGGAUUCGGAUUUCAUGGAGUCAUUUCAAUGCAAGACGGAGCAAAGGAACACGUACAAGAUAAAUCUCAUGAAGCAGUGCAUCAAGGCUCUCAAUUUGUCCAGCAAAGUGGCCAUCCGUACGGAUCAGCUCGGACUCAUAUGCUUCCAGUUUCUCAUACGCACGGAAGAAGGCACUGCCACCUUUGUCGAGUAUUAUUGCACUCCAAACAGAGAGGAACCACAAGAAGGCUGAUGAAGCAAUUUUAUGCCAUGCUGCUUAUUAUUUUUGUACAGAAGAUUGUAAAUUUGUAUGUGCACCUGUAAAUAAACAUGAUUUUUGAAGUAUCA